CCGAGUAGGUGCACCGACGGGGAACGGCAUCGGCAGAGCACUUCGAAGUUUGCGGCCGUUGACUAGCGCAUGCCGCACUGCAGUCGAACUUGGGUGGAGGGGACGGUGUCGCGGUUCUCUAUCCUGGUAUUUCCAGCCGUAGCUCCAUUCCAGAGCAGCUCAGUUGAGGAAUCUCUUUGUGUCUUUCAAGUCUUUGUCAAAAGUCAGGUGAACGCCACACUUCUCUCCGCUCCGCCCAUCCGCUCCGCCGAUCCACUCGCCUUUCACAAUGGCCGCCCCCGCCGCCACCACCGCUCACGUCGACAACGGCAUACCGCAGGCCAUUCCCGUGGCGACACCUGUCGACCCCAUGAAGGUGGCGGCACCUCCAAGCGGGGGGGAUAAGAAUGCGGCCCUCAAGGAGGGGCUUGUGCAGUUCGUCGCCCCAGAGCCCCAGAAGUUUGGCGACAUUGGCAGGGACAUUGGUCCAGCCAUCGAGGGCUCCAUUGAUGUCCUCAAGAACCUGGGCAAUGGCGCUUCCACCGGCACCAAGCCAUGGGGGACCGAGUUCUUCGCCUUCUGGGAGAACCCGAUGAUCUGCCUGUGGACCUGCUGCUGCCCGUGCAUCAUCGCCUCCCGCGCGAUGGCGUUCGUGUCGGGCCAGUCGUGCGAGAGCCACUGCCUGCAGGGCUGCAUCGCCAACGCCAUCUGCCUCGGCCCCUGCUACUUCACGCACCAGCGCAGCAUGCUGCGCAAGAAGUACGACCUCGAGGGCUCGAACCAGCUGGACUGCAUCCUGGCGUGCUGCUGCGGCGGCUGCCUGUUCUGCCAACAGGCCAGGUGGCUCAACAAGAACGCAGGAUUCGCUGUGCCCCUCGCGUAAGGCAGCGAAACCAGAGGGCACGUGGCAUCACCUGCGGAGUAAAGCUAGGAGAGCGAGGAGCAGGGUUCGGGCUGAGCCAGCAGGCGCGAGCACGUUUAGUACGUCCGGGAAGGUUACAUGCGUUAGUACGUCCGGAGAGGUUACGUGUAGAUGACGUAAAUCUACUUACUGAGUCAGGUCGAGGUCGGCCCAGCUACUUAUAUUGCUUCGUAAAGAUGAGGAAUGAUUAUGCUACUUAUUUUCAUGAUGAGACGUGUGUUCGUUAGUGAGCGCUUGGGUAGAGCUAGCUGGAUGUAGUCAAAAAGGCGCUUCUAUUUAUGAAGUUUGUUCGUAAGGAGUGGGGUAAAUGAGGUCGCCCACUGAUCGAGCUUGGGAUAGUCAGAACUUAGGAUUUUAGGGCAUUACAGAAUAUCAGGCCUUAAGUUGCUUGCAGAGGAUUCUAAAUGUAAGUGCGUUCUAGCUUUCUUUUCUUAGAUGUUGUUUCCAGCUAAGGUCUAGGGUGAACUUACUGAUGGAGCAACAGUUCAAGACUUGAACAAACCAUCGAACGUUGACAGUUCUUCGACUGGGGAAUGAUAUGCGAAUUUAGACAAGAAUUGGCGCUUAAAGCUUGGAAACUUGUGCGCACAGUCUUGAGACUGAUAGCUUGGAACUCGACGUGGCAGUGUUCAUCUUGGAUCACCAUCUACUAUUGGACGCUGCAUUCUUGCGCAAUGUC
This is a messenger RNA of Klebsormidium nitens, 1580 nucleotides long. The record is from the annotation of a GenBank genome assembly. Lineage: Eukaryota; Viridiplantae; Streptophyta; Klebsormidiophyceae; Klebsormidiales; Klebsormidiaceae.